This is a messenger RNA of Xylona heveae TC161, 1622 nucleotides long. RefSeq names its product glycosyltransferase family 58 protein. The record is from RefSeq and is a predicted model, not a curated record. Gene Ontology annotation, molecular function: dol-P-Man:Man(5)GlcNAc(2)-PP-Dol alpha-1,3-mannosyltransferase activity. NCBI's taxonomy places the organism in Eukaryota, Fungi, Ascomycota, Xylonomycetes, Xylonales, Xylonaceae. Gene Ontology annotation, cellular component: endoplasmic reticulum. The transcript has 4 exons. Bases 59 to 1315 code for a protein of 418 amino acids.
CUCAACAUCUGCUAUAUAUUUGACCUUUUCAUUUUGACAAGUCAAAUAUCAGUAAAUGAUGGAUCUCAUCAAUCGUGGUAUAGACAUUGCCACCAACCCGAAGCAUACAAGAUGGAUAUCGCCUUUAUUGCUAGCAACUGAUGCGGCAUUAUGUGCAUUGGUCAUAUGGAAGAUACCCUAUACAGAAAUUGAUUGGAAGGCCUAUAUGGAGCAAGUAGAGCUCUAUCUUAAUGGAGAGCGCGAUUAUCUAAAAAUCCGCGGCGGAACAGGCCCAUUAGUCUAUCCGGCCGCGCACGUCUACAUCUAUUCUGCACUCUAUCAUUUGACCAAUUAUGGACAGAAUAUCCUACUUGCUCAGUCAUUAUUCGCGAUUCUUUACCUGCUUGCAUUAGCAUUGGUCAUGGCAUGUUAUCGUAUGGCAAAGGCUCCCCCUUACAUCUUUCCUCUGCUGGUGCUGUCCAAAAGGCUGCACAGUAUUUUCUUGCUCAGACUUUUUAAUGAUUGCUGGGCUGUGGCGGCAUUGUUUCUGGCCAUCUACGCUUAUCAAAAACGACAAUGGACCAUUGGCUCAAUCGUUUAUGCAUUGGGUCUGGGCACUAAAAUGAGCCUCCUUUUGGCUCUUCCUGCCAUUGGGUUGAUCUUGUUCCAGGGCAUUUUUACAAAAAGGGCAUUAAAUCAGGCACAAAUCAUGUUGAAUGUGCAGUUGGCUCUGGCCAUGCCUUUUAUCGGCACUAAUCCCUGGGGCUACUUGUCACGUGCAUUUGAAUUCAGCAGGCAAUUUUUGUUCAAGUGGACUGUCAAUUGGAGGUUUAUUGGAGAAGAGACCUUUCUAUCGAAGAAAUUUUCCACGGCUCUACUGCUCGCUCAUGUGGUGGUUCUCCUCAUCUUCAUCAGUACACGCUGGACAAAGCCGCUGGGAUAUUCUGCUUCCCGGGCCGUUCAAGUGCUUCUCAGGACACCUCCUUUAAUUGAAGAGGCAGCAAUUUCCUCUCAAAUCACUCCGGACUUCAUACUCACCACAAUCCUAACUGCCAAUGCAAUCGGCAUGCUCUUUGCUCGAUCCCUCCAUUAUCAAUUCUAUUCAUUGAUUGCCUGGGCUACACCAUUCCUUGCUUGGAAGGCCGGAUACCAUCCGGUGUUGCAGUACGCACUUUGGGCUGCGCAGGAGUGGGCCUGGAACGUUUAUCCCAGUACUGAUAUAAGUUCCAAAAUCGUCGUAGGUGCUCUUGCCGUGACUGUCAACGGCGUGUGGUGGGGAACGAGAGAGAAAGCUCAGAAGCGAAGUGUCCCGUCUGAAGAACGCAAGGGCCAGUGAUAUUCCAGGUAGGCUCAUGGGGAAUGCUGGUGGGGCGCAGAAAUCGGAUCUAGAUAAAUAGCUCAUGCAUCGUCCUCGUCAUCGCUGGGCGGCAGUUUGCCGACGGUAGAUUCGUCCUCGUCACUCUCCUCCAAGUACGAAGAUUUCUUUGCAAAUUCCUGCGGCCUUUCGCGCCAAAUUAUAGAUGUUAGAACGAGAAGGUAGGAUAAAGUAUAUAGAUACUCGCAUACCAGUAAUUCAUCUUCCUCCAUUCCUUGUCGUUUCGAAUCACGGCCGCAAUUUCUCCGUCUAAUUUGUUUUCCCGAUC